Podospora pseudocomata is the source of this 2283-nucleotide messenger RNA. RefSeq lists its product as uncharacterized. The transcript has 6 exons. NCBI's taxonomy places the organism in Eukaryota, Fungi, Ascomycota, Sordariomycetes, Sordariales, Podosporaceae. Bases 1 to 2283 code for a protein of 760 amino acids. The record is from RefSeq and is a predicted model, not a curated record.
AUGGCAGUCCGCAUCACAGCUCGCCCAAGCUGGAGAACGAAUGAAACAACGGACGAACUCGAUUCUGGAGCUGCUGUCGGACUAGAAGACGAACAAACCUACCACGUGGACACUGAAUGCCCUCAUCACUGCAAAGAGAAGAUCUACAUCACCGUCACACUGCCUGCCAGCACUGUCACUCUGCCUGCCAGCACUGUCACUCUGCCUGCUACCACUGUGACUGAGAAGACGACGCAGACAGAGACGGUGUAUACAACUCAAACCAACGAAGUCAGCGUUUCUGUGCCGGUCAGUGUUACUGUUAUCAAGGGGACAACUGAGUACAUCACGACCACACAGUUGUCAACUGUUACAACUCUCGUGCCUGUGCCCACUACAAUCAAGGUCUGCAACACCAAGUCGCCAUAUUUGUGCUCCACCAAGACCACAACUGAGUUGGUGCCCACAACAACCACCCGAACCAUCAAGAAAACAGUUCCCACAACAGUCACCAAAGUCAAGGUGAUCACUAAGUGGAAAGAAGUUACUACCACUAAAACCAAGACUUCAACAUACACUACCAAGAAAACGAUCCCCAUCACUGUCAUUGAUAGUACGACGCUGUACUCAACCAAGACCGAGACCUUGAAAACAACUCUUACCACGGUAGAGACAACAAGCGUUCCAACCACCUUGACGCAGAAGGAGACACAAACCCAGACCCAAACAGUGAAAACAACUGAAACGGUCCCAACAACCAUCCUUCAGACGAGCACAGUCGUAUCUCUAGUGACGUUGACAACCUCGUUCCCGGUCACAGUAACUGACAGUACAACUCUCUGGUCCACACAAACCACCGUCUUCACCACUACCAGCCUCAGCACUUUCACCACGGUCAGCACCAUGACAACAGUCCAUGCAGUCACAGCGACUGUCACGCAGUUGACAACCACAACUGUGUCGGUAUGUGCUGCUCCGACAAACGCUGGUAUCUACAAGCGCUCCGCGCUCGACGUGAGGUCGAAGAAGCACCCCAGGGCUCUCCGGACAUGGGGCUGUGAGCCCGGAUUCGUCUGCAAUCAGCCUAAGCCUGGCGGCUGCAAUCUUUGGGCUGAAGCGCCCGGUUUGGACUUUGAGUGUCACCCUGACUGGUGUGUCCCUGCUCCAUACAUCCCUCGCGUCGUCUGGAAGAAGAACGAAACUGGCUACUUCCCGCCUGUUGAGGGAUACUUCAACCUCAACCCCGAGGAUUUUGGCUUGAGCUAUGGCGUCUUCGAACUUCAGCCUGUCGUUGUUUUGAAGGCAGAUGGCAGAUUAGCAACCAGCUAUACUGGUGACUGGGCUUCUCAAGCUACUAUCACUGAACGCACAAGAUCAACAGAUGUGCCAAACUCGGGGGCACGCUUUGUCAAAAGGCAACGGCCGGGCUCAGAUGUGGUUCCAGCCACCUGCUUCAACCUUUGUGAUAGUGCUUAUCUGGAAGCUCAACGUGUCGGUAGGGAUCCAGACCUUUGCGCACCGGGUUCGGUUUUCUUGGAUAUUUUGGACGAGUGCAAGGUGUGCAUUGCAGAAAACACCGAUGACACCAAGUAUGAAGAGAUAGAGAGGGUCUAUCUCGAGCCAAACUUCCGACCAUGGCUCGACUACUGCGACACUUUGCCUGGAGUGCCCAUCACCACCACCACAAGCGGUGAGCCACAGGUGACCGACACAGCGUCUGUCUCAACAGACACUGGCCUGCCACCCAACACCAGCACUGGUUUUGAUGAUUUCACCACUUCUACUACCACGACGUCAAGUGAGGAAACCUCAACACCCACUUCUACUCCGACGUCCACCGAUGAGACGACGUCGACCACAACCGACAGCAGCACAGAAACCACACUCACCGAGACAACAUCCACAACUUCCGAGUCCACCAGCUCCACCGAAACUCUCAGCUCCGAGACCACCAGCUCCGAGACCACCAGCUCCGAGACCACCAGCUCUCCCGGUACCACCGAGACCACCAACUCUCCCAGUACCGAGACGACGACAGAGUCUCCCACCACGGAGACCACCGAAGUCCCCACGUCGGGUGGCUCAGAGAGUACACUCCCCGGCGAGACCAGCGGUGGCGGCGAUGACGGUGGUGUCGUACCCACAGACACCCCCACCACCAUCGCCGGCACCGGCGGUCUAACGCCCACACUACCCACCGGCCCGGUCGUCACCGCGGCUGCGGGCAGGAUGGCCAACGUCCCCUCCCUGGGAGGACUUGGUAACAUCCUAGCCGGGAUUUUGUUUGCUGCCAUGUUGCUCUGA